This is a messenger RNA of Racocetra persica, 148 nucleotides long. Lineage: Eukaryota; Fungi; Glomeromycota; Glomeromycetes; Diversisporales; Gigasporaceae. The record is from the annotation of a GenBank genome assembly.
UGUUAUUAGUGAUAUUAAUAAUUUUGUUAAUGAUGAUAGUGAAUAUGAUUCUAAUGAUAGUGGUUAUAAUAGUUAUAAUGAAUAUGAAGAUUUAAUACGAGAUAUUAAUGAAGCGACUCAAAAUAGUAAAAGAAAAGAUAGUUUUUAA